Lactuca sativa (garden lettuce) is the source of this 2443-nucleotide messenger RNA. RefSeq names its product putative F-box/LRR-repeat protein At3g18150. Gene Ontology annotation, molecular function: protein binding. The record is from RefSeq and is a predicted model, not a curated record. NCBI's taxonomy places the organism in Eukaryota, Viridiplantae, Streptophyta, Magnoliopsida, Asterales, Asteraceae.
CAAAAUCGUGAUGAGAAACUCACACGUGGACUGUAAACUGAAGUUAAAGUCCUUGAAAAUGAAAAACAUAAAUUUUAGAUGCGAGGAAUAUAAAUAAAUAACAUGAACCCUAGAUCAUGAAAUUAUAGUGGUUGUUAGGUAAAUCCUCCGAUUUGUUUUGCAUCUUGUUUUCUGCUCUUUGGUGCGUGUAAACCCUCCCUACAUAUGAACUAUUGGAGGCAUAAACUAAACUCGAAAUUACAAGAUUGGGUUUUUCUUGUAAGUUUGUAAUUGGGUAUCAGUCGAUGUGUGUUUGUAUCGAUACCAAAAGAAAAAUUGAAACUUUUUGUGGCUUUGAAGAGAUCUAAGGCUAUUUGAGGAAUGACUCUGGGUUUAUUUCAUGUUGCCUCAUAUCGCCGGCCUCCCCCUCGGUCUUCUGGGACGGGUUGACCCAGAUAAUUAGUUUUACUGGUUUUGACGAGAUCUAAGGCUAUUUUGGAUGUUGUUUCAAAAAGGAUAUGGCCCUGGCUAUCUCUGGCUAUGAGUUUUGGUUGAGCUGUUACGGUAUUUGAGCGAUUGUGCAGCUAAACAUGAUUUCAAAUUGUGUUUUGUAUGCUUUUGUUUCCAGUGGAGUGCUAUUGUUGCAUAUAUAGCAAAUUGGAAGAAAAAAUCCCUACAGCUUCCCUAAAUCUGUUUGUCAGCAGGUAUGAGACCAGAAGCUGAGGAUGCUCCAGAGUUGAUGCAGAAUAUACAAUCACGGUUGCCAGUAAAAGAAGCGGCCCGCACGUGCGUGUUGUCCAAGUCAUGGCUACACGCUUGGUCUACCAUCCCUAUCCUCAGGUUCGAUGUUCGAAGAGGAAAGAGCAUGAAGUUGGUGGACGGGGACCGCACUCUGAUUAGGUAUCUCCGUGACAACAUACCAAUCGAAAGGUUUGAUCUUACGAUCGACAUCGAGAGCCAGGAGUCGGCUUCUCAUGCUGAAAAAUGGAUUGGGGCCAUCACAACCAAAAGUUGUCUUAGAGAGAUGUCCCUCUCAAUCGAUAUUGCUCUUUUGCGUACCUCGUUAACAUUACCAGAUGAGAUACUCUCAGGUGAGAACCUAACUAAGAUAAGAGUUUCAGCUUCGAAUGGAAUCCAUUAUGUUUGGAUGACGACUAGCUAUCAUCCUGUGAUCAAGUGUGUGUGCCUACGAGAACUGUACUUGAAUGGUGUGCGCAUAAGUGAAGAGGCACUCCAUGACAUAUUGUCGUCUUGUAGCUUGCUCGAGAAGAUAGAGCUUCUAGAUUCUUGCAAGGGGUUCAAGACCUUCAAGGUUAAAAACCUUCUUCGACUUUACGAAUUACGAAUAGAUUUAGAUGCUGUACACUCUACUGCUUUGGAAAUCAGUGAUGUCCCAAAUCUUAGCGUGUUUAGCUACGAUCUACAUGUUUGCAGACCACAGAUGCCUAUUAUUCCAUUCAACGCCCUUUCAAUAUCAUUAGGACGCAGCGUGACACGAUUAAUGUUAGGUGGCGUGAUAACAGACAACGCGUGUCUCGAAACGAUCAAAACGGAAUUUCCUUUUCUCGAGAGUUUGACGCUUGAUAUGACAUCAUGGAUGUUAGGAAGCUUCCAUUUCACAUGUGCUUCCAUCAAGAGAUUGUCCUUGCUGUCGUGCCGACACAUGCUUAUCGAUGUACAAGUUUAUGCUCCAAAAUUAUUUUUUUUUGAGUUUGGUGGCAACACAUUGCCUAGUCUCUUAUUUCCAGUCUCGUCUCUCAAGCAAAUCAAGGUUUCGCUCUCACUCAACCCUCUGAUUGAUGCUAAUUUUUUUCUUAAGAUGAGGGAAACACUCACGUUAUCACGCAUGUGCUACCUUAAUAUAAUAACUGACAACUCAAAGCUGCCAUUGGACAUUGAUAUCGAUGAUCUAAGAACAAGGCUCCUGUUUCCUCCUGCUAGGAACGUGCAAGAACUGGCGUUUCAAACGGUAGCGGAUGAAUGUCUGUGGGAACGAUCCCAAUUUUUUGAUGCAUUCUUUGAGAUUUGUCAUCCCAAGCAUGUAUUUGCAAGGCCAGACUCCCGGUUCAGACACAACAAUCACUUUUGCAGGCUCAUGCUGAGGGAGGUCUUGGAGAAGAAGACCAGAAUCGCGUAUUGGCCUCAUUACCUGAAACAUGUUCAAAUAAGACAAUAUCGUCAUCAGAAAUGGAAACCCCUAACAGUUUCCCACAGAAGCUUUUUAGACGGAUCGGCCCCUGGUGUCUACAUGUACUUCAAACUAAUGUGGCGUUAAUGAUCAUCUCUGGCUGGGUUCUGUUAUUUGUUUUAUUAUUAUUUCAUGUUUUCACUUUUUUUCUUAUCCUAUGUUUUACAAACAUGUAUUUGCUUAAAACGAUCCGACUCCGAGAGGUAGCUUCCACACAUGUUGCUUUUGUUACUAUUUGCUUUUACUAGUAAUUAAUUACAUGCUUACUUCAAUUCA